AUGGAUCGCCUACGGAGGUUGCUGGGGCGUCGCUCUACGCCCAGGUCGUCACAGGAGUACGAGCGGCUCGCGGAGGACACGUCGGAGCUGGAGAAUUCGGAUGUCCUGGACCACUACGACAACUAUGAUGGGGGAGAAGAGGAAGUGCCAUUUUCGUGGUUCGAAUAUGCUAUCUUCGUUCUACUAGGAAUGGCAAUGCUUUGGGCAUGGAACAUGUUCCUCGCCGCCGCUGUGUACUUCCACAAACGAUUCGAAGAAGAGAAAUGGAUAGCAGACACCUUCCAAUCGGCUAUCAUCACUGUCUCGACAGUCACAAACCUCGUCGUCAUGUUUGUGCUUACCCACAUGCACCAGACGGCCUCGUAUCCCUUCCGGAUCAACCUCGCCCUCAUCAUCAACACCGUCACCUUCAGCAUGCUUGCCGCGUCGACUGUUUUCCUCGAGGAUGCAUCGCCUGCUGUGUAUCUCGUGUUCGUGCUGGCCAUGGUGGGCCUCACGGCAUAUGCGACCGGUCUAAUCCAGAACGGGGCCUUCGCGUUUGCUGCCAGUUUCGGCAGGUCGGAGUACAUGCAGGCCCUUAUGGUCGGCCAAGGGGUGGCGGGCGUGCUACCCCCCAUUGUGCAGAUAGUAUCCGUCUUAAGUGUACCCGGCGCCAACACGGCAGGGGAAAACGAAACAACACCACCGCCACCACCAGUACCAGAAGAUGCCGGCUCUGGUUCCGGCACAUCCGCCUUCAUCUACUUCCUCACAGCCGUUGCCGUGUCGUUGGCCGCAUUAUUGGCCUUUAUCCCGCUCGCGCGGCGCCACCACCGCCUGGUCGCGAACCGGAUAGCCGACCAGAUGGCCGAGUCCCUAGCCAGCAUCGAAGAGGCGGAACGGUCCGCGCGCAAAGUAACCGGCCCCAUUAAGCUCUUCCUCAAGCUCCCCUGGCUCUCCUCCGCCAUCAUCAUCUGCUUCUCCACAACCAUGUUCUUCCCCGUCUUCACGGCCAAGAUCCUCUCCGUCCGCGGCGAAGGCGACGGCGUCCCCGCCAUCUUCCAGCCCGCCGCGUUCGUACCCUUCGCCUUCUUCAUGUGGAAUCUAGGCGACCUCUCGGGCCGAGUGUCGACGGCCCUUCCCUUCUCGCUGCGCCACCGGCCCUUUUUGCUUUUCCUCAUCAGCCUGGCGCGAAUCUUCAUCCUACCGCUCUACCUGCUCUGCAACGUCGGCGGCCGCGGGGCCGUCGUGCAGAGCGACUUCUUCUACCUCUUCGGCGUGCAGGUCGUGUUCGGCUUGACCAAUGGCUGGCUGGGCUCGAGCUGCAUGAUGGCGGCGGGCGAGUGGGUGGAGGAGGGGGAGAGGGAGGCUGCGGGAGGUUUCAUGGGGCUUUGUCUGGUGUUGGGUUUAGCGCUAGGGAGCUUGUUGAGCUUCUCGGUUGCUGGGUUAUGA
This is a messenger RNA of Scedosporium apiospermum, 1431 nucleotides long. RefSeq names its product Nucleoside transporter. Lineage: Eukaryota; Fungi; Ascomycota; Sordariomycetes; Microascales; Microascaceae. The record is from RefSeq and is a predicted model, not a curated record. The transcript has 2 exons. Bases 1 to 1431 code for a protein of 476 amino acids. Gene Ontology annotation, molecular function: nicotinamide riboside transmembrane transporter activity; nucleobase transmembrane transporter activity. Gene Ontology annotation, cellular component: fungal-type vacuole membrane; plasma membrane. Gene Ontology annotation, biological process: nucleoside transmembrane transport.